AUGACCGAUCCGGUCCCGAGCGCGGGGGGCACCGGCGCGGGGCAGCAGACCAGCGAGCAGAAGCAGGAGUCACAGCAUCAGACGACAAGAAAGAGCAUAGCAGAGGAAAAGAAGAAAACGAUCGUCAUUGGCCUCUCGGGUCCUUCGUCCAGCGGGAAGACAACUCUCGCGAGAUUGUUGAAGACAAUCUUCUCCGUGAGCGGGCGCGUGCGGACGUUUAUUAUCCACGAGGAUGACUUUUAUUUCCCGGACGAUAAGAUACCUGUCACCAGGACCAAAUCGGGCGACUUGGUUCAGGAUUGGGAUACCGUGGGCGCAAUCGACGUGCCUUUUCUCUCAUCUGCGCUCGCCUAUGUCCGGAAACAUGGGACACUUCCACCCAGGCUGAAGAGCAAGGAAGACCAGAACCAGACGUCGGAUCCGGGAGUGGAUCAGUUCCAGGUGGAAAAGCUGCAGAAGGAAGUCGGUGAACGGCUGAGGAGGAAGCAGGAAGGCAAAGAAGAAACAGAAACAGCAGCAGCAGCAGAAGAAACGGGAGUAGAAGCAGAAACCGCGUCAUUGACGGUCGCCUUCCUGGAAGGAUUCCUCCUCUACGCGCCGCCGGAAUCUGAAGCACCGCAGCAUAUCCUUCGCCCUAUCCACAACAACAUCCACCUGCACCUGUUCCUCCCUGCCCCGUACGAUCUGGUUAAAAUCCGUCGGGAGGCACGAUCCGGCUAUGUGACUAUCGGUCCCGCACCGACGCCUAGCAAGAAGCUGGAGGACAACGAUGAGCACAAACAGAAAGAGCAGCAGCAAAAAGAGCAGCAGCAGCAGCCGCAUCAACAACUAGAAGAGACGACCGUCGACCUCGAGAAUGCCGACCACCACAUACCCGAGCAAAGCUUCUGGACCGAUCCACCGGGCUACGUAGACGACAUCGUCUGGCCGCGCUACGUGCAGGACCACGCAUGGCUGCUGUUACCGGAAGAGGAACAGCAGCAGCAAAGUGGGACCAAGCCGCUGUUGCUCGCAGCACAGGAAAGGUCAAAGAAUUCCAAUACUCUGCUAGAGGAAGAGCUUCUCAAGCUCGCCGGCCAGGGGACCAAUAUCCGGACCGAUGCUGGCGUCAUGGUUGCUCCGGGAAAGGGCAGGCUACACAUUACGGAGUUGCUCGACUGGGCGGUGAAGGAAGUAUUGAAUUUUUUGGAAGCAGAAGGAGAGACAUAUCUGAAUAUUCCAGUCUUUCUUCUCGCUAUAUUUAAUAUACUAUGGACAACGAGCUGGAAGUCACAACAAGACUAG
Molecule: messenger RNA, 1284 nt
Organism: Rasamsonia emersonii CBS 393.64
Lineage: Eukaryota; Fungi; Ascomycota; Eurotiomycetes; Eurotiales; Trichocomaceae
Exons: 3
Coding region: 1-1284 (427 amino acids)
Cellular component (GO): cytoplasm
Source: RefSeq, a predicted model, not a curated record